This is a messenger RNA of Rotaria sp. Silwood2, 1344 nucleotides long. NCBI's taxonomy places the organism in Eukaryota, Metazoa, Rotifera, Eurotatoria, Philodinida, Philodinidae. The record is from the annotation of a GenBank genome assembly.
AUGAAUCGAAGACGAUUUCAUCCUAAUCAUCGUCGAACAAAACCAAUACUUCCAAUAAAUGAUACAGAAAAUCCUGUAUCAAUAUCCCAAGAAAUAUUUGAUGAAUGUGAAAAAUUAAAACAAAAAAUUCUUUCAUUAACAAAUGGUAAAUCAGAUAUAUGGAUUUAUCGACAAGAAUUACUUGAUCAAUAUGAGCAAUUAAUUUUAUUUGAUCUUGAUUAUGCAAUUGAAAAAAAAAUUGAACAUGAUCUAUGGACAAUUGUUUUUAAAAAUGAAAUUAGCUAUAAACAAGAACAAUUAAAAGAAAAUAAUCAACAUCAAGUUAAACGUGCAGAAAUUCAAACAAGUUUACAAAAUUUCUAUGAAUAUGCUAGAGGUUAUUAUAUGAAAUUAUUACAAAAUGUUGUUCAUUCAUAUAAUUUCGAAAAUUCUAUAUGUAAAUUAACUUUUUCAUUAUCACAAAAACGUAAUCAACAUUCAAAUCAUAAUCGUUCAUGUAAAGAAGCUUCAAUGCUUUAUUUUAUUCAACAUAUUCUUGUACAUGUUGGUGAUUUAAAUCGUUAUUCAAAUCAAAUUGAUUUAGCUAAAACAUUUUAUCAAUAUGCUAUACAAACAAUACCAUGUUUAGGUCAACCAUAUAAUCAAAUAGCUAUAUUACAUGAAAUGAAAAAUCCUUUAUCAUUAUUAACACCAGGACAAAAUCAAUUAAUAACAACAUAUUAUUAUAUUCGAAGUAUAGCAAUAAAAGUAACAUUUCCAUUAGCAAUAUCAAAUUUAGAAAAAUUAUUUAUACGUUUAAAAGAUAUACCAAUAACACGUUAUGAACAACAACCACAAAAUGAUUUUUUAACAUUAUUUUUACAAAUAAUAGCUAUGAUUAAUUUAGAAACAAAUCUUAAUGAUAUUCAUAUAUUUAUUAAUUUAUUUCGAAUGAUAAUUAUUAAAAAUUUUAAUCAAGUAAAUUUUAUACAAAUGAUAACAAUUAUUAUGUUUACAUUACAUCGUACAUUAGAUUUAUUACCACGUUCAUCAUCAUCAAAAAAACCUGAAUUACAAUAUGAUAUUAUAUUAGAUUUAUUUAUUAUUAUUAUUGAACAAUGUCUUGAAGCAAUACAAGUACCAUUAUCAAUGAUGAUUAUUGAUGAACAACAUAUUUUACCAAUACUUUAUCUUUCAUUUGCUUAUUUAUCUAAUAUACAAAAACAUAAAAAUGAUUUAUUUGAACAUAAUGUUUUCAAACAAAAACAAAUUAUGUGGAAUUCAUUAGCAAAAUUAUUACGAUCAUUUGGAGUUUAUGCAUCAAAUCUUAAUAUUACUAAAGGUAUUCUCGUAACUAACUUAUGA